AAAAGAGUGAUCUAAAACCAAUCAGGUUUAAAAUGAAGAGAGCCUGCGAACUUCAGCCAGACUCACAGCAGACGGUAUAGAGAGGCGCAAAACCAUUGUGCAAAUCUAAAACCUCUGGAGGAUUUUUCAUCUUCCAUCUAAAAAGAAAGAUUGUGAGGAGCUUUUUGGAUCUGCCGGUUUAAGCGCAUCUUCGCGGAGUGUCAGAAUGGAGUUACAGAACAUAUCUGACAUCAUGACUGCAGUGGAGUUUAGCGGCUUGGGAGUCUUCUCAGCAUUACUUUUGCUUUUACUACUAAUUUUAAUCACAGCCUACAACCGAGGAAACAAAUCUAUCUUACCAGGUCCCUACUGGUUACUGGGUCUGGGCCCCAUUCUAAGCUAUUCUAGGUUUUUGUGGAUGGGCAUUGGUACAGCCAGUAAUUAUUAUAAUAAGAAAUAUGGUUGCAUGACUCGGGUUUGGAUCCAGGGAGAGGAAACACUCAUUCUGAGCAAGGCAUCUGCUGUGUACCAUGUUCUGAAGAGUAGUAACUAUGUUGCCAGAUUUGCUAGUAAACGUGGACUGAAGUGCAUCGGUAUGGAUGAACAAGGCCUUAUUUUUAACAGCAACAUCCCACUUUGGAAAAAGCUACGCACAUAUUUUGCCAAAGCCCUUACAGGCCCUGGUCUGCAGAGGACAGUGGGGGUGUGUGUUAGUGCCACGAAUAAGCACUUGGGUGUCCUGCAUGAUUUCACAGAUUCCUCAGGCCAUGUGGAUGCUCUGAACUUCCUACGCUGUGUAGUGGUUGACAUCUCCAACAGACUCUUCCUCCGAAUUCCUAUCAAUGAAAAAGACUUGCUACUGAAGAUCCACAAAUACUUUGAUACAUGGCAAACAGUGCUUAUCCAGCCGGACAUUUUUUUCCAAUUAAACUGGGUGUUUAAAAAACAUCAACAUGCAGCAAAGGAGCUUCAGGAAGAGAUGGGGAGGCUCGUGGAGCAAAAGCGUAAAGCCAUCAAUGCCAUGGAAAAGCUAGAUGAGGCUGACUUUGCAACCGAGUUGAUAUUCGCUCAGAAUCAUGGAGAGAUGUCAGAAGACGAUGUGAGGCAGUGUGUGUUGGAGAUGGUGAUUGCCGCACCGGACACUCUGUCCAUCAGUCUGUUCUUCAUGCUGGUUCUGUUGAAGCAGAAGCCAGCAGUAGAGCAGUGUAUACUACAGGAAAUGCACAAUGUGUUGGGUGGGCGAGAGAUGGAGCCAUCUGACCUGCAAAAGUUGACAGUGAUGGAGUUUUAUAAAGAGUCUCUGCGAUUCCAUCCUGUGGUGGACUUCAUCAUGAGGCGAGCGCUAGAAGAUGACGUCAUUGAAGGCUUCACUGUAGCCAAAGGGACGAACGUCAUUCUGAACAUUGGCCGGAUGCACAAGAGCACAGAGUUUUUUCCCAAAGCUAACGAAUUUAGCUUGGAGAACUUUGAUAACAAUGUGCCGAGUCGUUUCUUCCAGCCGUUUGGCUGUGGGCCACGUGCCUGUGUGGGGAAACACAUAGCUAUGGUGAUGAUGAAGGCCAUACUGGUGACAGUUCUGUUGCAGUACACCGUGUGUCCCCAGCCUGGAUGUACGGUCAGCACCAUCAGGCAAACCAACAACCUGUCACAGCAGCCCGUAGAGGAGGACACACACAGCCUAGCCAUGAGCUUCAUAGCACGCAAACCGAGUCCAGAAAAGCAGGAAGCAGCCUCUGGUUUGGAAUGAAUAGAGAAGCUGAAAUUACUAUGAUUAUGCUGCAACAACUUUUUUUUUCUUUCAGUAUCCCAUGUGAAACUAAACUAUCAUAAUCACAUACUGGUUUGAAAGUUGUGAAUAAUUAAUAGAACUAAAUCAAAUUUUUGUUCAAAAUGUUUUGUUCGCUUCCUCAUCGGGACACAAAACUAUAUUCUCACAGGUAUUACUGUAGUUAUAGCAUUAUGGGAUAAAGUGUUAGAGCCUCUCGCUCUAAUUUUUGAAGUUUUUCACAAUAUAACAAACGUUUUCUUGUAUAAUCCACUCACCUGCAUUAGUGUGUUUUCAGUCAGAAGCCUCGACCUCAUUCAUAGGUCAAACAAUGUGAAAUGGUAACAGAACUCACUCGUCUGCAUGUAUAGUGUUUUAUAAAAUAUAUUUUCUCGACAGCUACAGUAUAAAGGAAGACAUGGCUUCUUUGUUGAUGGUCUUUUAUAACAAAUACUGCUGUAAUUAAAACGGUGACAAAUCAAA
Messenger RNA from Silurus meridionalis, 2227 nucleotides. RefSeq names its product brain aromatase (gene cyp19a1b). Gene Ontology annotation, molecular function: heme binding; oxidoreductase activity, acting on paired donors, with incorporation or reduction of molecular oxygen; iron ion binding. The record is from RefSeq and is a predicted model, not a curated record. Lineage: Eukaryota; Metazoa; Chordata; Actinopteri; Siluriformes; Siluridae.